CCUGAAUCCGGGCCAAGCGUUUCUCUCUGUCUCUCCUCCCUCCUCCGAGACACUCAUCCGACCCAUUCCUGGUCCCUUUUUCUAAUUGUUUCUUUUUGGCGGGAGGGAGCCGCAGCUUUGCCUUUCCCUACACAAACUUUUGCCUUUCCUGACACUCGUUAACAGACAGACAAUUGACCUUUGGUUUUUUUCCCUUCGCUCAUCUUUCGAUCCCACACACGAGUCGCCCGUUUUCCAUUGUUGCACUGCCAUCAAAAACCGGAAUCGCUAUUCAUAUUCAAACAACGAAACAACCGCAAGGAAAACAAGAACCCAGGUCGUCGUCGGGAACAUGCGUGCCUCGACCGCGUCCAUCAUUUCGGCCUCGCUCCUCCUGGGGCAGGCCUCGGCCGCUCUUCCGCCCAUUGUCAUGAAGGGAUCCAAGUUCUUCUACGAGAACGGCACCCAGUUCUUCAUUAAGGGCAUCGCUUACCAGCAGGAUACCACCGCUGCCGGCGGUGACUCUACCAGCACCAAAGCCGUCGACUAUAAGGACCCUCUCGCCGACGAGGCGGCCUGCAAGCGUGACGUGCCCCUGCUCAAGGCGCUGCACACCAACACCAUCCGGACGUACCGCAUCGACCCGACGGCCGACCAUGACGCGUGCAUGAAGCUCCUGGACGAGGCUGGCAUCUACGUCAUCAGCGACCUGAGCGUGCCGGGCGAGUCGAUCAACCGCAACGACCCGCUCUGGGACACGGAGCUGUACAAGCGCUACACCGACGUGGUCGACAGCCUCAGCAAGUACAGCAACGUCAUCGGCUUCUUCGCCGGCAACGAGGUGACCAACGAGCCCAACAACACGCAGGCGUCGGCCUACGUCAAGGCGGCCGUCCGCGACGUCAAGGCGUACAUCAAGGAGAACGUGGACCGCUGGGUGGGCGUCGGCUACGCCGCCAACGACGACUCGAACAUCCGCGCCGACAUUGCCCACUACUUCAACUGCGGCGACCAGGAUGAGGCCAUCGACUUCUGGGGCUACAACAUCUACGAGUGGUGCGGCCACAAGACGCUCGAGACGUCGGGCUACCAGACCCAGAUCGACUUCUUCAAGAACUACUCGGUCCCCGUCUUCUUCGCCGAGUACGGCUGCAACCUGCCCGACGGCGCCGAGGGCCGCAUCUGGGAGGAGACGACGGCCCUGUACGGCAAGGAGAUGACGCCCGUCUUCUCGGGCGGCAUCGUCUACAUGUAUUUCGAGGAGGAGAACGACUACGGCCUCGUCAAGCUCCAGGGCGACACGGCCAAGCCGAUGAAGAACUACGAGGCCCUCGAGUCCGUCAUCGCCAAGGUCAACCCGACGGGCACCUCGAUGGACGCCUACGAGCCGACCAACUCGCCCGCCGCCUGCCCGGAUGUGUCCAAGAACUGGCAGGUCAAGGGCGGCAGCCUGCCGCCCAAGCCCGACGCGACCCUGUGCGACUGCAUGUACGCCUCGCUGUCGUGCGUGCCCGCCGACGACACCAGCACCAAGGACUACGGCGACAUCUUCGGCUACAUCUGCGGCAAGUUCCCGGACCUGUGCGCCGGCAUCAGCGGCAACGCCACCGAGGGCACCUACGGCGCCUACUCCAUGUGCAGCGCCAAGCAGAAGCUCGGCUACGUCCUGGACCAGUACUACAAGGAGCAGGGCAGCGCCAGCGACGCCUGCGGCUUCGACGGCAAGGCCACCCUGCAGGACGCCAAGGAGGACGACAAGUGCAGCAAGGCGCUCGCCAGCGCCAGCGCCGCUAACGACGCCGCCACCUCCACCGGCGGCGCCGACAGCGAGUCCAGCAGCAACGCCGCCUUCGCCGCCGGGCCCAUGCGGUCCGGCUUCGUCCUCGGCGAGCUGGCCGUCGGCCUCUACGUCCUCGUCGCCAUGGCCGUUGGCGCGUCCAUGGUCCUCCUGUAAAUAAGGAGGCCGGGGAUGGAUGGAUUCAAGUUUUUCUUAUAUAUAAAGCGAUCUUGGGGUUGUUUAUUGUGUCUGUGCGCGUGUGUGUGUUGGGGGGCGCGCUUGGUCAGUCCAGAUUUGCGGUGAAUAAAAUGUACCUUCGUGGCCGGCCUCCAUUUGGGUUUUCUUGCCUACUGUAAUCGAGUAAUGCCAAUCCUUAUUGUUCCAU
Messenger RNA from Thermothelomyces thermophilus ATCC 42464, 2141 nucleotides. RefSeq names its product glycoside hydrolase family 72 protein. Gene Ontology annotation, molecular function: 1,3-beta-glucanosyltransferase activity. The transcript has 2 exons. Lineage: Eukaryota; Fungi; Ascomycota; Sordariomycetes; Sordariales; Chaetomiaceae. The record is from RefSeq and is a predicted model, not a curated record. Gene Ontology annotation, cellular component: fungal-type cell wall; cytoplasm. Gene Ontology annotation, biological process: fungal-type cell wall (1->3)-beta-D-glucan biosynthetic process. The coding region runs from base 332 to 1933 and encodes 533 amino acids.